Pipistrellus nathusii (Nathusius's pipistrelle) is the source of this 1602-nucleotide messenger RNA. The record is from the annotation of a GenBank genome assembly. NCBI's taxonomy places the organism in Eukaryota, Metazoa, Chordata, Mammalia, Chiroptera, Vespertilionidae.
AUGAUCUAUGGACGCAGUGUGCUUCACAUUGUAGCAAGUUUAAUCAUCCUCCAUUUGUCUGGGGCAACCAAAAAAGGAACAGAGAAGCAAACCACUUCAGAAACACAGAAGUCAGUGCAGUGUGGAACUUGGACAAAACAUGCGGAGGGAGGUGUCUUUACCUCUCCCAACUACCCCAGCAAGUACCCCCCUGACCGAGAAUGCAUCUACAUCAUAGAAGCGGCCCCAAGACAGUGCAUUGAACUUCAUUUCGAUGAAAAGUACUCUAUUGAACCAUCUUGGGAGUGCAAAUUUGAUCAUAUUGAAGUUCGAGAUGGACCUUUUGGGUUUUCUCCAAUAAUUGGACGUUUUUGUGGAAAACAAAGUCCACCUACAAUAAAAUCCAGUGGAAGAUUUCUAUGGAUUAAAUUUUUUGCUGAUGGUGAGCUGGAAUCUAUGGGAUUUUCAGCUCGAUACAAUUUCACACCUGAUCCUGAAUUUAAGGACCUUGGAGUUUUGAAACCAUUACCAGUGUGUGAGUUUGAAGUGGGCGGUCCUGAAGGAAUUGUGGAAUCUAUACAAAUUAUGAAGGAAGGCAAAGCUUCUGCUAGCGAGGCCGUUGAUUGCAAGUGGUACAUCCGAGCACCUCCACGAUCCAAGAUCUACUUGCGAUUCUUGGACUAUGAGAUGCAAAACUCAAAUGAAUGCAAGAGGAACUUCGUGGCCGUGUACGACGGCAGCAGUUCAGUGGAGGACCUGAAAGCCAAGUUCUGUAGCACAGUGGCCAAUGACGUCAUGCUGCGCACAGGCCUGGGGGUGAUCCGCAUGUGGGCAGAUGAGGGCAGUCGGAACAGCCGAUUUCAGAUGCUCUUCACAUCCUUUCAAGAACCUCCCUGUGAAGGCAACAUGUUCUUCUGCCACAGUAACAUGUGUAUCAACAACACCCUGGUGUGCAACGGGCUCCAGAACUGUGUGUAUCCGUGGGAUGAAAACCACUGCAAAGAAAAGAGGAAAGCCGGCCUACUGGACCAGCUGACCAACACCAGUGGGACCGUCAUCGGGGUGACGUCCUGCAUUGUCAUCAUCCUCAUUAUCAUUUCCGUCAUCGUGCAGAUCAAACAGCCUCGUAAAAAAUAUGUCCAGAGGAAGUCGGACUUUGACCAGACAGUCUUCCAGGAGGUGUUUGAGCCCCCUCACUACGAGUUAUGCACUCUCCGAGGGACGGGGGCCACGGCCGACUUUGUCGACUUGGGCGAUGACUUUGACACCUACCAUAAACUGCGGAGGUCCUCUUCCAAGUGCAUCCAUGACCAUCACUGUGGAUCCCAGCUGUCCAGCGCGAAAGGCAGCCGCACCAACCUCAGCACAAGAGACGCGUCCGUGUUGACGGAGAUGCCGCCCCAGCCCGUCAAACCCCUCGUCCCGCCCACGAACAGGAGGAACAUCCUGGUCAUGAAACACAACUACUCACAGGAUGCUGCGGACGCCUGCGACAUUGACGAGAUCGAGGAGGUGCCCACCACGAGCCACAGGCUGUCCCGCCACGAGAAAGCCGUCCAGCGGUUCUGCCUCAUUGGGUCUCUAAGCAAACAUGAAUCUGAAUACAACACCACUAGGGUCUAA